UGUUAAUAUCUUGCCAGACGAAACACAUAGCAAUGAAAGGGGAGGAAGUAGGAAUGGCAUUCCUAUCUUUUCAAGGGUGAGGGUAGUGCACCAUUCACACAUCGUUAGGGUUGUAGUCUGGGUAAAUAGCAUCAUUGUUGUCACUAUAGAAACACAUUUUCUGCCUAAAGUGGUUUUAAGGUAUUCAUGAGGGUCAAAUGUUUCAAAGAGAUGUAGGAGAGAGUACUGUAUGCAAGGGAGGUUCCAGAGGGGCUGGACACACCCAGCACCCCUAUACAUGUAACAUACUAAUCUAGCUCAAUAGUUUUAGAACAAGUUUGAAAAGUCAAUAUGGUAUGUUAUGUAGCCCUCAUUCAGACUGUGAAGACUGAACCACGGUUUGGUAAAAACAAGUUUUUACUUUCAAAAUAGCCAACUAUUCACAUUCCAAUGUGGAUGUACUACAGGCACCAUGUUUUGACUGGCUGUUUUGAAGUGAUGUCCCUGAAGGAAACAGUGACCCGGACUUGAAUGAUGUAAAGACACAUAUGCAGAUCGUUUUACUACUCCACUCUUAAAAUGGGCUUUUAGAAAGUCCUAAACAGAUUUCUUAAAUUCAAUCGCACCUUAUCCAAUUAUUUUUUUCUUACGCCAUAAGGUUGUCCUCUGCACAUGUUGAAAUACCACACCUUAUCACCUAGAUAUCAGAAUAGACACAGAUGUUCCAUUUGUGUGUGUCUGUGUCUGUCCGUCCUAUGCUUACCUCUAUUGUCAUGCAACGGUUCCCCAAUUCCACAGAAAGGGGGGUUGUAGGGGUGGUACUCCUUUCCUCAGGGUUGGGGGAGGAGGUAGCUUGGGGCCUGAUAAGAGGUCUGGGAAGGCCAGCAGUGGGCAGACAGGUUUGUGGAUCCCACCCAUAGCUGGUUCAUUCACUGUGGAGGAGGCUGCUGUUGUUUGACCAUGGCUGGUGUGCAGACGGAGAUUGCCCUGUGCAGUCGGCCUUGGAGGGGACCCUUCCACAUCUAUGGUGGACUGGCAUGCAACUCGCUCAUGGCUGACUUGUGGUCAGACAGGACCCCUCUUCACGAUGCCGCCUACCAGGGUAGACUCCUGAUCCUGAGGACUCUGGUCUCACAGGGGUUUCCUGUGGACAUGCUGACAAUGGACAGGGUCUCUCCCCUCCACGAGGCCUGCCUCGGAGGACAUUACGCCUGUACCACGUUCCUACUGGAGAAUGGGGCCAAUGUGGAGAUGGUAUCGACUGAUGGAGCCACACCCCUCUUCAAUGCCUGCAGCAGUGGGAGUGUUGCCUGUGUCAGACUGAUUCUACAGCACAGCCCCAACACACAUGCUGUCCAUCACCUGGCAUCACCCAUCCACCAGGCUGCAAAGAGAGGUCACAGGGAGUGUCUAGAGGUGUUGCUGUCCCAUGGAUUCCACAUAGACCUGGAGCUGCCUGGUGUGGGAACCCCUUUGUACACAGCCUGUCUGGCCCAGGCCACCGACUGUGUGGAGAGACUGCUGCAAUCGGGUGUUGAUGUCCAGGGUGGGUGUGGUCAUGACACACCAUUACAUGCUGCAGUGCUAGGGGGAGAAGUCAGGAUGGUGGAGCUUCUGAUGGACUACGGGGCUGAUGGGAGUUGUAGGAAUUCAGACGGGAAGACUCCUCUGGAGCUGGCAGCUUGCAACAGUACAGUCAGAACUACAAUACAGAAAAGAGGUCCCUGCACUCUUUCUCAGCUGUGUCGGUUCUGCAUUCGGAGGAGUUUGGGACAGGCUCGUCUGGACAGAACAUCAGCCCUCUUCCUCCCUUACAGACUCCAGGCUUUCCUGCUUUACCAGUAACACUGAAACUGCAACCUUUUUAAAAAUGUUUGGUAAUUUUUUUUUUUUUUUAUAUUUAUCUUAAUCAACUUCUACUUCAAUGUUUUUAGCAGUGAGUUGGUGACUGAACAAAUUAAUGGUUUUGUUUUUCUUGGUUUAAUAGAAAUUGGGUUGACUGACUUUUGUAGCUUUUCUCAGGAUGCUGUAUUUGUCUAAUAAAAUUAUCAUAUUCAACAUCUCCAAAAAUAGCUUUUCUUUUGUCUUAAACCCCUUAUGUUGACGUGGACAUGUAUUUAUUGUAAUUGGGUAACAUAAACAGUAGGGGAAGCCCCAUCACAUACUGUAUCAACCCCUGAGGCAUUGCGAGUACAUCUCAACAGUCACCAGCGGCUUCUUCUCCUUGAUGCCUUUCCUAUAUCUGUGAGAAGAGGGGGAUUAGCCUGUCUAGGACUGGGGUUCCGCUAGCAGAACCCCUCGCCAAUGAAAUUGCAGGGCGCCAAAUACAAAUCAACAAAUCAAAUUAUUCACAUACAAGUAUUAGGCACCAUUUUAAAGAUACAAUUCUCAUUAAUCCAGCCAGUGUCUGAUUUCAAAAAUGCUUUACAGCGAAAGCUCCACAAACAAUUGUUAGGUCACCACCAAGUCACAGAAAAACCCUGCCAUUUUUCCCGCCAAAGAGGUCAUAAAAAGCACAAAUAGAGAGAAAAUGUAUCACUAACCUUUGAUCAUCAGAUGACACUCAUAGGACUUCAUGUUACACAAUACAUGUACGUUUUGUUUGAUAAAGUGCAUAUUUAUAUCCAAAAAUCUAAUUUUACAUUGGUGUGUUCAGUAAUUAAAAACAUGCUAUGAUUUUGCAGAGAGCCACAUGAAUUCACAGAAAUACUAAUAAAUGUUGAUAAAUUCAAGUGUUAUGCAUGGGACUUUAGAUGCACUUCUCCUUAAUGCAACCGCUGUGUGAGAUUAAAAAUACGGAAAAAGCAUCUGAGAACGGCGCUCCGAGCCCAAACCAGCCAAAAGAAAUAUCCGCCAUGUUGCGCCGUCAACAUUAGUCUGAAAUAGCAUUAUAAAUAUUCACUUACCUUUGAUCUUCAUCAGAAUGCACUCCCAGGAAUUGCAGUUCCACAAAUGUUUUUGUUCGAUAAUGUCCAUUUAUGUCAAAAUAGCUUUUGUUAGGGA
Messenger RNA from Salvelinus fontinalis (brook trout), 2982 nucleotides. It is a transcript of the gene asb11, whose product is annotated as ankyrin repeat and SOCS box containing 11. Gene Ontology annotation, molecular function: protein binding. Gene Ontology annotation, biological process: protein ubiquitination; positive regulation of protein catabolic process; intracellular signal transduction. The record is from RefSeq and is a predicted model, not a curated record. NCBI's taxonomy places the organism in Eukaryota, Metazoa, Chordata, Actinopteri, Salmoniformes, Salmonidae. The coding region runs from base 940 to 1824 and encodes 294 amino acids. The transcript has 6 exons.